AUGGCUUCGCCGCAGGAACAUGCUUCGCUGUCCGAUCUUGUACGUUUCAAGGCUCAGCAAAUGACGCAGAUGCUUGCUGCCAUGAAUGGACUGGUCACGCUACAAAAAAUUGCAGCUACUUCGGCGCCUCCGACGCCACCCCCUUUUUGGCCUCUCAAUUCAGGACAAUCUUCCGCCGCCUCAGCCCAAGACUCCACCGAAGGCGCCUCCGCCGCGGAAGCGCCUACCAUCGCCGCCGCUGCCGGUCAGGUCACCUGCACCGGACGGGCGCCUCUCGCCGCCCCCGCCGCCCCCGCCCCCCCUCCGCCCCCGCCGCCGGAGCCGAUGGACGCUGAGGCUGCCGUCACGCCGCCGCCGUCGCCCAUGGAGGUCGUUGCUCCGCCUCCUCAUCCGAGCAUACCCAGUGGCGGUGCGCGUUCUGGGCAGGUUUUCCACGAGACGUUUUCCUCGCCUCCUCACGAGCAAUUCGGGGUCGCAGGUGGACAGUGCGCCCCGGCAGUUCAGCUGUCCGCCCCCUCAGCUGCGCCCUUGCAAGAAAAUCGGAAUUCUUAUUUUUCUUAUGUAUUUGAAUCCGCCGCCGCCGACCGGAGCUUGGGAAACGGCGACGACUCCAGUCGUGUUGCGGCCGUGUCGCCGUCUGCCACGGUGGGGAAAGAGGAGGGGGCAGCGUCGCAGUCGCAGCCAACUGUCGCGUCUUGCACAACGUAA
Schistocerca americana (American grasshopper) is the source of this 708-nucleotide messenger RNA. Its product is annotated as formin-like protein 3. The transcript has 3 exons. NCBI's taxonomy places the organism in Eukaryota, Metazoa, Arthropoda, Insecta, Orthoptera, Acrididae. The record is from RefSeq and is a predicted model, not a curated record. The coding region runs from base 1 to 708 and encodes 235 amino acids.